AAAUAAUCAAGUUUUUGUGGCCCUCGGGCAUGGACAGAAUGUAAUUAAAAGAGAAAAACAACAAAUUUGAUAUAGUGUGGGUGAGUGAAUGAAUAGAAAGAAGUCAUGGCUUAUAGUUCUAUUUCUAUUUCUCAAGAUAUGGCUUCAAUGGCCACAGAAAUCUGCAACCAAAUAGCCUCCAUAUUUUCAAAGCCCACUCAUCCAUACCUACCCCCACUGGACCUCUUAGUCACCGAGCUCUCCACCGUAGCCUCUCAAAAAGCCCGUGUUUUCCUCUACGGAGUGGGCCGCGAGGGCCUUAUGCUCAAGGCCUUCUGUAUGCGCCUCGCCCAUUUGGGCCUCUCGGCCCAUCUAGUCUUCGAUAUGACCACUCCACCAAUCACCGCCGGAGAUCUCCUCAUCGCCUCCGCUGGUCCCGGAGGCUUCUCCACCGUAGAUGCUUUAUGUUCGGUGGCGCGAUCUAACGGUGGAAGGGUGCUGCUUCUGACGGCCCAGCCUGAGACGGGGUCUUGUGUGAAGCACGCUAGCGCGGUAGCUUACGUGCCUGCGCAGACCAUGGCAAAUGAUGUGGAUGAAGCAGUGGAUGUGAAAUCUAGACCGUUGCUUCCGAUGGGAAGUGUAUAUGAAGGGGCGCUGUUUGUAUUGUUCGAGAUGGUUGUGUACAAGUUGGGGGAGCUCUUGGGUGAGCGCCCUGAAGCCGUUCGAUCCCGCCACACCAAUCUCGAAUGAAAUUGUAUCAGCCGUUCGAUCUUGCUGUGUAUUAUGUACUAAUCAGUAAUGUGAUCUUUCUUUAACUUCAUAAUCAUCAAUGUGAUCACUAGUUACUAAUUAGUGUGGUUUA
Molecule: messenger RNA, 841 nt
Organism: Cicer arietinum (chickpea)
Lineage: Eukaryota; Viridiplantae; Streptophyta; Magnoliopsida; Fabales; Fabaceae
Biological process (GO): carbohydrate derivative metabolic process
Molecular function (GO): isomerase activity; carbohydrate derivative binding
Source: RefSeq, a predicted model, not a curated record